GAGAGAGAGAGAGAGAGAGAGAGAGAGAGAGAGCUGUUUCAUAUCUCAACCCUUUCCUUUAAAUCCAUCUCCUCCCCCCUCUCUUCUUCUUCUUCUGCUCAACAUAACAUUUCUAUUCUUUAUGCUUCCAAUUGUUUCCAAUCACAAUUCACAAUUGAAAUCCCCAAUUCACCCAACUAACAAACCCUAAUUUCCCAAUUCCCCCACAAUUCAAUUGCAUCUCCGCCAUGCCCUCCUCCCUCUGACCCUCCGCGCAGCCAUCACUUGUCGACAUUCGGAUUGAGAUUGAACCCUAGAAACCAGAGAGAGAAUGGAGGGUUUACCGCAGCACCCGGCACCACGAACUGUGGAGGAAGUCUUCAGCGACUUCAGAGGCCGUCGCGCCGGCUUGAUUAAGGCCCUCACCACCGACGUUCAGAAGUUUUACCAGCAGUGCGAUCCUGAUAAGGAGAAUCUGUGUUUAUAUGGACUGCCAACUGAGGCAUGGGAAGUUAAUCUUCCUGUUGAGGAGGUGCCUCCUGAGCUUCCUGAACCAGCGCUAGGUAUAAACUUUGCUAGAGAUGGCAUGGCGGAGAAGGACUGGUUGUCGCUGGUUGCAGUUCACAGCGAUUCAUGGUUGCUUGCUGUUGCAUUCUAUUUUGGUGCACGCUUUGGGUUUGGCAAAAAUGACAGAAAGAAGCUGUUUCAGAUGAUAAAUGAUCUCCCCACCAUAUUUGAAGUUGUGACAGGCAGUGGGAGGCAACCUACGAACGAGUCUGCUCUUCAUCACAACAGUAGCAAGAGCAAAUCCAGUGGCAAGCCGCAGUCUCGGCAACCUGAAAUCAACCCGAGUAAAGGGGUAAAGAUGUCGCCACCAGCCAAAGAAGACGAGGAAAGUGGGGAAGAAGAAGAAGAGGAUGAUGAACAAGGUGCUACUUGCGGGGCAUGUGGAGACAACUACGGCGCUGAUGAGUUCUGGAUUUGCUGUGAUGUUUGUGAGAGAUGGUUUCAUGGUAAAUGUGUGAAGAUUACACCUGCAAAGGCUGAGCAUAUCAAGCAGUACAAGUGCCCAAGCUGCAGUAGCAAGAGGGCUAGAGUUUGAAUCUAUUAUGAAGUUGGAGAACAAUACCGAUCAAAGAAAUCAGAUGAGGGUUUUACAACUAUCAGUACAUUUUGGAGUAAAACGAAAGUCAGUUGUCUAUCUUUUAGUUAAUGAAUUUGAAUGACUGCAGAUGGGAUUAUAAGUUUUGCUACUUUUAUCUCUUGUUCUGUCUAAUUUUAGCUCGGAUUGUUUCUAAUAUGAAUAGUCAGUUAUAAAUAUGUUUAUGCAGUGUUUGACUUUUCCAUAC
Messenger RNA from Fragaria vesca subsp. vesca, 1328 nucleotides. Its product is annotated as PHD finger protein Alfin1-like. Gene Ontology annotation, cellular component: nucleus. Gene Ontology annotation, biological process: regulation of DNA-templated transcription. Lineage: Eukaryota; Viridiplantae; Streptophyta; Magnoliopsida; Rosales; Rosaceae. The transcript has 5 exons. Gene Ontology annotation, molecular function: transcription coregulator activity; transcription cis-regulatory region binding; histone binding. The record is from RefSeq and is a predicted model, not a curated record. The coding region runs from base 311 to 1081 and encodes 256 amino acids.